CAAUGUUGUUUUUUUGUGGGUCCCAUUAAAUUCCAACACCCACGUCUCGUGUGUGUGUGUGUGUAUAUAAAUACCCAGAUAUCAUCAUCUUCGUCUCUUCUCCAUCGAUCGCUCUCUUCUCUAUUUCGGAAAAGGAAGUCGACGACAAGGAACAGAGAUCGAUCGGGAAAAAUAGCGGCGCCGAGGUUUCCGAUCAUGAUUCUCUUCGUCUUCGUCGUUUCCUCCAUGAUUCUCUUGCCGUUGUCUCAAGCGCUUUCGCCGACAUCGUCGCCGGCUCCGGCUCCCAUCAGCGACGGAACGUCGAUAGAUCAGGGGAUUGCUUAUGUACUGAUGCUAGUGGCGCUGGCGCUGACUUAUCUCAUGCAUUGAGAUUCUCUCUCUCUCUAACUUUAUCCAUGAUUCUUUUUUUCUUUUUUUUGUAUAAACCGAUUUGUUUUUUUUUUCUUCAUUCUGGUGUUUGUUACUUGUGAUCGAUCGAUGGAGAGCUAAUGAAACAGAGAUUUUUCCAACUACUGUUUUUUUUUUUUUUGUAU
Molecule: messenger RNA, 533 nt
Organism: Tarenaya hassleriana
Lineage: Eukaryota; Viridiplantae; Streptophyta; Magnoliopsida; Brassicales; Cleomaceae
Product: arabinogalactan peptide 22
Exons: 2
Source: RefSeq, a predicted model, not a curated record